Messenger RNA from Diabrotica virgifera virgifera (western corn rootworm), 699 nucleotides. RefSeq lists its product as uncharacterized. The record is from RefSeq and is a predicted model, not a curated record. NCBI's taxonomy places the organism in Eukaryota, Metazoa, Arthropoda, Insecta, Coleoptera, Chrysomelidae. The transcript has 2 exons. Bases 1 to 699 code for a protein of 232 amino acids.
AUGCAAGCCGAAGGCCAAACAUUUGACAACUUUCUCACAGUGCUGAGAAAGGCAGUAAAAACUACUAGUUACCAAGACCAAGAUGAAAUGGUAAAAGAUAGAAUAGUAAUGAGUAUAUGGGACAAAAAUACCCAAGAAAAACUACUAAGAGAACCAAAACUAACAUUAACAAAGGCUAUUGAAUUCUGUAGGGCAGUUGAGGUCAGUAAAUCACAAUCCAAAGCUCUUCAAAGUAAACUAGGGGUUAAUGCAUUGAGAAGUAAGCCAUCAACAUCGUCAACACCUAAUUUGAACCAGAGCAGUUGCCAUAUAUGUGGAUACAAACACAAGAAAAAUGCAAAUUGUCCAGCAAUUGGUAAAAGUUGUGCCAAAUGCCAAAAGCCAAAUCACUUUGCUGCAGUAUGUAAACAUGAUGAAAAGAAGAAAGAAAAGAAUACAAGCUGUAAACAAAAAAAUGUGCACUUGGUAGAGAAAGAAGACAACAGUAGUGACAGUGAUAGUGUAUGUGAUGUACAUUUCCUAAGUUCAAUAAAUGUAAUAGAUUCAGUAGAUUCAACAUGUAGAAAAAGUGAAAGUGUUUGGAAGCAAAAGAUAAACAUAGGACACAGUCAUGUAGAAUUUAAACUAGACACGGGUGCUGAAGUGAAAUAUAAGAUCAUCCAUUCGUACCGCGUAUGCGUAGAAAGAAAGUUAAGCUAG